Molecule: messenger RNA, 600 nt
Organism: Funneliformis caledonium
Lineage: Eukaryota; Fungi; Glomeromycota; Glomeromycetes; Glomerales; Glomeraceae
Source: the annotation of a GenBank genome assembly
AUGUCAUUUGACUUAAGGCGAUUUAUAGAACGACUCGUAACAGUAUAUACAGCACCGAAUGAGUUUCAAGAGGGUCGUUUUUUACUCAUCCUUAAGUCAAACUGUCCAGUAGGGGCAGAAUUAUGGCUACAAUAUAAAAAAAGAGUAGCAACAAAUUCGGCACCAUUUAAAGAAAAAGAAGCAAUAGAACAAUGGGACGAUUCUCCAACUUCUUCCUGUGGUAUGGAUGCUUUUAUUACAUUAUUAAAUGCUACUUCAUAUAAUCAGGUUCUGUUUGAAUGUUUAGCAGAAGUUGUUACACCUUCGAGAGAAUUGGUUAUUAGAUGGAUGGCACCUUACUUGAGAAGAUUUAGUAAAUAUAUCCCCUCACAAAAUAUGUGGUUGUGCGAUCAAAGAAGAAUGGGUCCUGAAUAUAUGAACAGAGAUGUUGGUGAAAUGUAUUUAAGGCAAGGUAUUUGUGAAUGCGUUGACGUUUUAAGACAAUUUAAUGGAAGGGAAGAAGUUAUUAAUGUUGCUUUAGAAGUUUUGGAAGGUGUUCAAAUGCCAAUGUAUUUAAAAGUUAUGUUGAGAGGAAUUUCUGAUGAAGAAUUUCCUUGGUAA